UUUCGACUUCACGAUCAGCUUGACAACACAUUUUGUAGCCAAGUAAUGUUGGAAAUUUGAGUUGGAUUUGUUCUUGCAUGCCCAUGAUGUCCAUUUCCUUUGAAGAUUGGUAGAGCUGAAGGCGAGCGUUGCAUUGAGCACGCAGUAGGUGUUGUAUCUCCUUGUUGGCUCCUCACUCACAGCCAUGGAAGCUCCAGCCAAUAACACCCUGUAUAUCAAUAAUUUGAAAGAGAAAAUCAAGCAACCCGAGCUGAAGAAAUCGCUCUUCGCGAUUUUUUCUCAGUUUGGCGAGAUAGUUGACAUCGUGGCCCUCAACAAUGUCAAAAUGAGAGGACAGGCUUUCGUUGUGUUCCGCGAGGUACGCAGUGCAACCGAAGCUAUCCGUGCCAUGCAGGGAUUCCCGCUCUUCGAGAAGUCAAUGCGGAUAGCGUACGCAAAGUCAAAGUCAGAUGCCAUUGCGAAGAUUGAAGGUACCUAUGUUGAACGGCCCAAGGUCACCAAGGGAGAGAAGCGCAAGGCAGAGGAACAAGCCAUCCAGAGUCGCCUGGCGAAGAAGCGCAUGGAAGCGGCUGCUGCCCAGGCACCAGUCAUGAUGAUGCCGCCGCCACACGUUGUGGCACAGCAGGCACCUGUGGCCAUGCAGCAACAACAACAACAGCAACAACAGCAGCAAGUAGCCGCACCGGCUCAGCAAGUUGCUCCAGCCCAGCCGGCGGUUGAGCUUCCCAACAAGAUCCUCUUCAUCACUCAGCUGCCCGAGGAAGCAAAUGAAAUGAUGGUCAAGAUGCUUUUCCAGCAGUAUCCUGGCUUCAAGGAAGUUCGUCUGGUGCCUGGUCGUCACGACAUUGCGUUUGUGGAGUUUGAGAACGAGGUGCAGGCGGGCGCAGCGCGGACGCCACUGAACAACUUCAAAAUCACGCCCACGCACUCCAUCUCCGUGGCGUUUGCCAAGAAGUAGAUGGCGCGGCGUGGAUGUGCCCUUGAAGAAGACGUGCCAAUGUCGCCCGUUCCCUGUCUGUUCCGCUUGUACAUUCUGUGCCGUCUCAUUUCUUCUUUUACGCUUCUGGCCCUUGGCCCUAUGCUGUGCUCUUUUCCAGCUUCUACUGUCGUUGUUUGUGCUGCGACUUGUUUCACGUCUUUGCUUUCCGGUCUGCGACCAUUGUAUCCCUUUGCCUCCAUGUUCAUGUUGCUAAACUUGUCUUGAUCCGUUUCCCGAAUACCUGUA
Molecule: messenger RNA, 1225 nt
Organism: Sycon ciliatum
Lineage: Eukaryota; Metazoa; Porifera; Calcarea; Leucosolenida; Sycettidae
Product: U2 small nuclear ribonucleoprotein B''-like
Exons: 6
Coding region: 185-958 (257 amino acids)
Biological process (GO): mRNA splicing, via spliceosome
Cellular component (GO): U1 snRNP
Molecular function (GO): U1 snRNA binding
Source: RefSeq, a predicted model, not a curated record